This is a messenger RNA of Mytilus trossulus (common blue mussel), 1590 nucleotides long. RefSeq lists its product as uncharacterized. NCBI's taxonomy places the organism in Eukaryota, Metazoa, Mollusca, Bivalvia, Mytilida, Mytilidae. The record is from RefSeq and is a predicted model, not a curated record. Bases 273 to 1217 code for a protein of 314 amino acids. The transcript has 7 exons.
CUAAUCAAUCAAACAAAAAGAUUGGUAAUCCAUUCUAUUUAUAGGCUAACAAUGAUUAGUUCAUUCUAAAUUGAUGCUGGAAGACAUAGUGUUGUUCAAAACGAAGGAGAAAAUGCAUGCAUUUGACAGAGAAGCGUUUACUUAAUGAUUUUCAUGCAGAGAAAGGUGUUUUAAACUAUUCAAGUUGGAAGACCUGAAACUUUAACUUGGAUUACUGAAAAGAUUAUGCUCAUUUAUACACAAGUGUGAUCCAGCCAGCAAUUAUAUUCACAAUGUUAAGGAAGAUUUUCCAGCACUUCUUGUUUGGGACCCUGGAUCUACAAUUUGUAUGUACAGUCUACUGGGUUCUAAAAACCAAGCCAGUUAUAUUUGGAGAAGAUGUCGAACUAUUUUGCAGCUAUAACAAGACAACCAAUCAUAGCUGUGACGAAUGUACGAAAAGAUGGCAUUUAUAUCUGGCAUCUGAUUUCAAACUCUUAUCGUUUAAUGGGUUUCCUUCUGAAAUAUCAAAAUACAACACUACCGAAGGACCUGAUGGUUUUGGUCUAGUAAUAAAAAACUUCAGUAAGCAAGAUUUAAAAGGUUCAUAUAGAUGUUCUUAUGGAUUCGAAAAUGAUAGAAAAAACCUGGACAUUGGGAAUGAUUAUGAAUAUCUUCCUAUGAAUAAUACACUAGAUAGCCAGUUUUCUUUUAACGACCAUACCACUUUGUCUAUGGGAGUUGAUUUCAAAGAAGUUCAUCCAUUUCCAAACUGCACUACCUCUGUUAACAGUAAAGACGUAACUUCCAAAGUGAUAAUAAAGUCUGAGCUUAUCCAGCUUUUUUACAAAGUAACGUACCAUUUGACAUUGAACAUAACAGAUUAUGGCUUCUGCAAAGGCGACUUCCACGUGACUUGUUUGAUAGGAUCCAGACAGCUCGAUCCAAUUAACACAAUUUUCGAUGAAUGUUUGGAUAAUAAGAACCAGUGGAUAAUAAUUGGUAGCAUAAUAGCAUGUGUAUCUAUACUAGCAAUUAUUUGUUUUGUUAUAUACGUAUACAGGAAUCCACGUUGUAGAAACAGGAUGAAGGAUGCUUUACCAUGCACAAUAAUUACAAGAGAAGCAGAUUUGAAGGAAAUGUAUAACUUACCUGUUUUGGAUACUGAUUUCGCUGGUGCAACAAUUAAAAGUGACCAAACGUUUCUUUGUGAGAAAUCAGACCAAGAGGACGACUAAAGCAAUGAUAGUGACUAACGCACAGAAAACUAUGAUGUCGGGACUUCUACAGCUGUUUACAUCAUGAAACUUACUCUCAGUAAUGCUUUUAUUUUUGCGUACGUUAUACUAUUUUUUUCAGGCAUAUUUUGUAUUUUUUGUUUUACAACUAGUUAGUGCAUUUAAUAAACAAUCAUUUCCUGAAAUUUGUGAUAUAAAAUAUUCAUCUACAUUUAUUAUGCUGUUUCUAUUCAAAUUGUAGGCAGGAUGGUAUACUCAUUUAAAACCCUACCCCCAUAUAAAAAUCAAAGUUUCGUCACCUUAAAAUAAUAAAUAACAUUUAAAAUGUUUAUGGAUUGAUGUGCAUUACAUUCAAUGAUUUUGUUAUAUUUCU